Molecule: messenger RNA, 798 nt
Organism: Leishmania mexicana MHOM/GT/2001/U1103
Lineage: Eukaryota; Euglenozoa; Kinetoplastea; Trypanosomatida; Trypanosomatidae
Exons: 1
Coding region: 1-798 (265 amino acids)
Biological process (GO): protein neddylation; positive regulation of ubiquitin-protein transferase activity
Cellular component (GO): ubiquitin ligase complex
Molecular function (GO): ubiquitin conjugating enzyme binding; cullin family protein binding; ubiquitin-like protein binding
Source: RefSeq, a predicted model, not a curated record
AUGGGGUUUUUAACAGUUUCCAAGGGCAGUGAUCCGCCCAAGACGAACGUGGCGCAGGAGGCCUUUGAUUACAUCUAUAAGCAGAUCCCCGCCCCGGCGGUGGCGGACGUCGAGCGCUUUCUGGAAAUUGGCCACUUCGAGUCGCUUGCCACCGCGACGUGCUUGAACCUCGAGGACCUGUCACUCUAUCUCUUGGCCUUCGCCGUAGACGAGUCAGCGAAGCGCAUUUACAAAAUAUCGGAGAAGCACUUCGUGGCGUGGAUGGCAGGCCUCAUUAGCAAGCUUCCCCGCAGCGCCGCCCCGCCCACCAGGGAGAACGCAUACGCCCCCUUAUUCGCUGCCGUCCAUGGCGCAAUCGUCGACCUCAACAACACCAUUCGCAAUAACGAGGAGAAGCGCAGCAAGUUCUACCAGUUUCUGUACAACUGGUGCCUGAAAGGCAAUGACGCCUCUGAUCGCGUGGAUAGCGCGAAGGAGUUGUGGUCGUGUUUUUUUUCGGCAUCGCCGGUGUCGUUCACGGCGGAGGAGGCGCGCCGCAAGUUCACCGCGUACGUGUGCUUUCCGCGUAUUAAUCAGUGGCUUGACUUCAUCACAGUCCUGGGUGAGAAGGCGACAGAGAGCACAUCAGGCAGGGUUGCCGUUGAGCAGUCUGGGGUCUCGUUUGAUACCUGGACGCAACUACUGCUGUUUGCCCAAUUCGACAACUACGAUGCGUACGACGACGAGGACUCGUGGCCGGUCGCCAUGGACGACUUUGUGGAGUACGUGCGUAAGUUGGAAGAGAGCAAGAAAGCGUAG